UAUUUUUUGGGUUUUUUCAACUAAACCCUACCAUUCCAUCUCGAAGUUUCUAAACCAGUUUCGAUUUUAUUUUUUAAAAUUUUCUUUUUUUCAAUUAAACCCAACUAUUCAAUCUCGAAAGUUGUUUUUGUUUCUUCAAUUAAACUGAACUAUUCAACCUCAAAGUAUCUGAACCCAGUUUCGGUUCGUUUCUCUUCUUGUCAAAACUCAGCUUCCUGGCGAAACAGGAGAAGAAAAUAAAAUUUUCCGCCGAAGCACUCGAGAGAAUGGUGUUCGGGCAAGUGGUGAUUGGUCCACCUGGUUCAGGAAAAACCACCUAUUGUAAUGGCAUGUCUCAGUUUCUCAGCCUUAUUGGCAGGAAGGUUGCUGUUAUUAAUUUGGAUCCUGCUAAUGAUGCGUUGCCUUAUGAGUGUGCUGUGAAUAUUGAGGAUCUCAUAAAACUAAGUGAUGUAAUGAUGGAGCACUCACUUGGUCCCAAUGGAGGUCUUGUGUACUGUAUGGACUAUUUAGAGAAGAAUAUUGACUGGUUGCAAUCUAAAUUAGAACCUCUUCUAAAAGAUCACUAUUUUCUCUUUGAUUUUCCUGGUCAAGUUGAACUAUUUUUCCUUCAUUCCAGUGCCAAAAGUGUUAUAAUGAGACUCAUAAAGAAAUUGGACCUCAGGUUGACUGCAGUGCAUCUAGUUGAUGCCCAUCUUUGCAGUGACCCUGGGAAGUAUGUUAGUGCAUUGCUUUUGUCGCUAUCUACCAUGCUACAUAUGGAACUCCCUCAUAUCAAUGUGUUGUCUAAGAUUGAUCUAAUUGAGAACUAUGGAAAACUAGCUUUUAAUCUUGAUUUCUAUACGGAUGUGCAAGAUUUAUCAUAUCUACAAUACCAUCUUGAUCAAGACCCUCGUUCUGCUAAGUACAGAAAGCUCACAAAGGAGCUGUGUGAUGUAAUAGAAGAUUAUAGUUUGGUCAAUUUUACAACCUUAGAUAUUCAGGAUAAAGAGAGUGUAGGGAAUCUCGUGAAGCAGAUAGACAAGAGCAAUGGGUAUAUCUUUGCUGGCAUAGAUGCUAGUGCAGUUGAAUUUAGCAAGAUUGCAAUUCGUGAUGUUGAUUGGGAGUAUUACAAAGCUGCUGCUGUGCAGGAGAAGUACAUUAAGGAUGAUGACAACUUAGAUUCUAAGGAGUCAUGAACUCAAUUUCGCUGAAGAAUGGAGCUUUAAAGUUGGGCUUCUGAUUGUAACCUGCUCUUCGUAGGAGUUGUAAAGUUGUAUCAACUAUUAACUUUUGUUGGUUAGCAAGAGCAAGUUAAACAGUCCUACAUGUUAAAUCUUGAAAAUGUGUGUAUUUAUGAUUUUGUAUCAGCAAAAGUAAAAGAAAAUCUUGAAGAUUACCGACACCAGGCCCAAUUUAUAGACCUGCAGUAGUGAAGGCCCGUUAUCCUAUGGAUCUCAAACCAUAGCCCCCUCACCUGAUAGACCACCGACCACUGCUUCAGCCUCUUCAAGGUCCGCAGACUACAGGACUUGCUAUAACAAGAUCCGACUUGGGAUGUUGAGGUUUCAAUUCAUUGACAUCCCA
Molecule: messenger RNA, 1563 nt
Organism: Pistacia vera
Lineage: Eukaryota; Viridiplantae; Streptophyta; Magnoliopsida; Sapindales; Anacardiaceae
Product: GPN-loop GTPase QQT1
Exons: 11
Coding region: 267-1175 (302 amino acids)
Cellular component (GO): cytoplasm
Molecular function (GO): GTPase activity
Source: RefSeq, a predicted model, not a curated record